AAACACUACGUGGCUGCAAAGCUCAGUUGGUGAUUUCAUUGCAAGGUAGAGAGAGAAAGAGACAUAAAAAAAAUGGCGACUUUGAAUGUUUUCUCUCAGCCAUGGCAAUCUUCCUCUUCUUUCUGUUCUUCUAACACUAACAACAACAUUUCCUUUGCCUUUCAUAAUCAUAAUCAUAUUUCUAAUAAUUCUAAAUUAAAUUUCUUUUCCAAUUCUCGUCACUUCUCUCUUCUCUCUUCCCAAUCUAAGCUCUCUCACUUCCCCACCCACUUCUCAAAGUCAGGCAGAGGAAGCUCAUGGCUACAAAACGGUUUCACUGGUGGUGGCAUUGAGUACAGGAAGCGUCCGCUAUAUUCUGUUUUUCCUACAAAACCUGCACAAGUUUCAUCUGUGCAAGACCUCUUUGAAUUUAUUUGCUCGGGGCCUUUACUUGAUAAAAUAGGUCUGACACAAGAGGAAGUGGCUGAGUCCAUUGAUAAGUGGUUAUUGUAUGGGCAUUACUUAUGCAGAUUGUUUCAGCUUAAUGAAUUGUACCUUACAGAACCUCAAAAAGCUAGGCUUUAUCACUACUAUGUACCAGUUUUUCUCUGGUGCGAACAUCAAAUUGCUCAGCAUCAGUCCAAGUUCAAAGAUGGAGAAGAAAUACCUCCUUUAGUAAUUGGUUUUAGUGCUCCUCAAGGCUGCGGGAAGACAACCCUUGUCUUUGCUCUUGACUAUCUUUUCCAAAAGACUAGCAGGAAGUCCGCAACAAUAUCUAUAGAUGAUUUUUAUUUGACGGCUGAAGGUCAGAAUAAACUAAGAGAAGAUAAUCCAGAAAAUGCACUCCUUGAGUUGCGUGGAAAUGCAGGAAGCCAUGAUCUUGCCUUUUCUGUUGAAACCAUGACAUCUUUAACCAAAAUGACAAGAGAAGGUAUGAAAAUGAAGUUACCAAGAUAUGAUAAAUCUGCAUUCAAUGGGAGAGGUGACCGUGCUGAUCCUUCAACAUGGCCAGAAGUUGAAGGCCCCCUUACGGUUGUGUUGUUCGAAGGUUGGAUGCUUGGUUUCAAGCCCGUUCCAGUUGAAGCAGUAAAGGUUGUUGAUCCACAGCUAGAAACUGUAAAUAAAAACCUUGAAGCUUACUAUGAUGCAUGGGACAAAUACAUAAAGUCAUGGAUAGUCAUCAAGAUUAAGGACCCAAGUUGUGUCUACCAAUGGCGCUUACAGGCUGAGAUUGCCAUGAGAGAGGCAGGAAAACCGGGAAUGUCCGAUGAUGAGGUGAGAGAUUUUGUUUCUCGCUACCUGCCAGCAUACAAGGCAUACCUUCCUACACUUUACUCGCAGGGUCCAAAUGGAUCAGAUCCUGAACAUCUCCUAACCAUUGAAAUAGAUGAAGGGAGAAACCCCAUCCUUGCUGUCUAAGUUAACUACAUGCAUGGCAAGGCAUUGCUGGUUUUUCAAUUCUUUGAGAGAAUCUGAAUUGCAUUCGGCAUUACUUGGAUGCAUCAUCAGUGGAGAUAAGUCAAUGUAUCUGCUCUAUUUUCCUUUAAAUGUAUAGAGAAUAUCUUGAUUUAUACACAAUAACGGCUAUAAUGCUUUCUGGUUUUCCUUAAGGAAUAAAUGGCUAUAGGAACCACAAAAAAUGCUCUCUUUGCUUGCCGUUUAUUCAAAUAGAAGCUAAGACUACUACUAGUCAUUGAUAGUUAAUGGUACUUCUUUUCAAUACUUUGUACAGAAAAUCCUGGUUAUCAUCAUGCUAGUUACUACUCUUGUGCUC
This is a messenger RNA of Abrus precatorius (Indian licorice), 1753 nucleotides long. RefSeq names its product D-glycerate 3-kinase, chloroplastic. Gene Ontology annotation, biological process: photorespiration. The coding region runs from base 73 to 1398 and encodes 441 amino acids. The record is from RefSeq and is a predicted model, not a curated record. Gene Ontology annotation, molecular function: kinase activity; ATP binding. The transcript has 12 exons. Gene Ontology annotation, cellular component: cytoplasm. NCBI's taxonomy places the organism in Eukaryota, Viridiplantae, Streptophyta, Magnoliopsida, Fabales, Fabaceae.